This is a messenger RNA of Nematolebias whitei (Rio pearlfish), 621 nucleotides long. RefSeq names its product cysteine-rich motor neuron 1 protein-like. Lineage: Eukaryota; Metazoa; Chordata; Actinopteri; Cyprinodontiformes; Rivulidae. The record is from RefSeq and is a predicted model, not a curated record. Bases 25 to 621 code for a protein of 198 amino acids. Gene Ontology annotation, molecular function: protein binding. The transcript has 4 exons.
GCGCUGCAUGUCUGACAUGCAGACAUGGGUUUCCAAGUUUGCUCUAGGAUUACAAUAUGCCUCGCCAUCACCUUGGCUCAGGUGAUUGCCGUGACCUGCCAAGACGGUAACAAGAAAGACUCCUGCACAGAAAAUGGAAAGGUCUACGCCAACAAGGAGAUGUGGAGCCCAGAGCCGUGUCGGAUUUGCAUGUGUGAUAAGGGCGCCACAAUAUGUGAAGAUGUGGUGUGUGAGGACCUUGGAAAUUGUCAGAACACUGUGAUCCCAGAGGGCGAAUGUUGUCCUGUCUGCCUAACUGCUGGUUCAACGCUUACUCCCAGUACAUACACCUCGACUGCUGUAAGUGAUAACGGGGAGAGCUGCACAGUCGACGGGGAAGUCUAUCAACACAACGACAUCUGGAAACCCACACCUUGUCGCGUCUGUGUUUGUGAUAACGGCGUUUCCGUCUGCGACGAGAUUCAGUGUGAAACGCUGGCGAACUGCGAGAAGAUCGUCACGCCUGAGGGAGAGUGCUGCCCGGUGUGCAACAGCUUCGCCGGCGCAAGCACGAGAAUAGAAAUGUUGGGCUUUAAGGUAAGAUAUUUACACAAAUGUUUAAUAUUUACUAUGAAACCAUAA